AUGCAGAAGGAGGACCAGGCACAGCUGUCACGCAGGACAGGCCGUGUGUACGCCCCAGCUCUGGGCUCUGCAGGUCAGAGACCCUGGUGCCCAAGGAGGCCCAGUCUCUCCAGGGCGCUCAGCGAGGGACACAGCCAAGCUGCCCAAGAGCAGCAGGUGAGCGGGGAGGCCACCUUGCUGGAGGUGGCAGGCCCUGACCGGCAGGAGGGCCUGAGCCUGGUGCCCGCGGAUGCCUGGGCCCCACGCAGGGGCAGCCCCCUCCCCGCCUCCCUUCCCACUGUGACAGCUGGCCAGACUCCGCCCAGGGCGGAGGAGCCUCCAGGGGGCUGCCCCACACCCCUCGGAGCCCAGCCUGGGUCCAGCUGCCCCAGGCAGGACUCAAGCCUGAUGGCCGCCCAGCACAAGGCCCGCUGCGUCCUCAGAAGCUACAGGAGCGGCACUGGGGCCACGUCUCCUCUGCUGCUUGGGAGUCUGGCUAAGGCGUCACCUCCGGGGGCCCUCAGCACGCCCAUGGAGGACAUGGCCACGGCAGCUUGCAGAGGUCUGGGUGCAGGGACCAUGACGCUGGACCCAGGCCACAGGCAACAGGUCUCCUGGCACCCAGCGCCCCCCGGAGACCAAGGUGGGCAGCAGAGGGAUGCCCUGACCGUGCCAGGGCCAGAGCUGAGCCGAGGGCCACAUGGACAGUGGUGUUGGGGCAGCUCUUACCUGUCUGCUUACCCCUGCGAGCUUUCGGUCAGCCCCUCCGAGCCCCUGCAGGGGCUGUUCCCGAGGGGGCAGACCCAGGCAUCGGGACCAGGGAUGUCGCUGGUGUCCAGCUGCCCCAGCCUGAGGCCGCGGCGGCAUCAGGACGAGGGCGGGGCAGGGGCUGACCGCCAGGCCCGGACAGAUCCUGGUUUGGGGCUGCCCCCUGGUCCAGGACCCGCCCCCUCUGGACAGCAUCGCCUCUUGCCCACCCUCAGGGACACAGGUGGGCAUGUGGACAGCGGGAAGGACAGCUGCGCCGGGCUGGGACUCACACAGGCCAGCUCGGGCCAGUGCCCGAGGGGUGGGCUGCGGGGUGAGCCAGCUGCACCUCCCCCGCCCCUCCAGCAGAUGUGCAUCAGAGGGUUGUUUCCUUUCUCCUCGUGGCACAAGAACAGCGGUCUCCAAGCCCCCCAUGCCAGCCACGGGCACAACCAGCCACAGGACCCUGUAGGGGAGACGGUCCUGGGACAGGGGCCACCCUGCCACCGUGCGAAUGCUGGCUGGGAGAGCAGCCCCUGGGUGCUCAGCCAGGUGGACACCACCAUGGUGCCUGCUCCCCAAAUGAGAAAGCUCGAGGGAAGGCCAGGCCAGGCCCUGCAGGAGAAGGGCCAGAACACCAGCUGCAGGCCCCUUGGCCGGGUGGCCUCAGGGGGUCACCGACAUGGGGACAGAAACAACACCCCCUGGCUGGCCCUGGCUUGGGGAGGACCCCUGAGGGGUGCAGGGCAGCCUCAGCCAGGCGGCGUGAGCGGCCUCCAUGUCCUGGCCGUGCAGCCGGCCAGGAGUCAGCGCCCGGGCAUGCGGCUGAGGGGGCCCGUGUGCAGGCGUGUGUGGGUGAUUGUGUGCACCCAGGCGGCAGGCGCCUGGACUGGCUUGUGUGAGGGGCUGACACCCGGGGCUGGUACCCCGGCGGCUGGACAAGGGCCACUGUUAUCCAGUCAGCAGCUGAGCCGGGGCCUGCGGUUCACCUGGGGCAGCAGGCUGGGGGGGGUGCCCAGGCUGGUGCCCCCCGCCCUGCUCUCCCACGGGGCCAUUGGCCAGCCACCCUUCACCCCAAGGAGAGACGUGCUGAUGCUGGGGAGUUCCACGACCGGAAGUGGCUUUGACACAGGGUCCCCGCUGACCUCGCAGGUCGACCCCGCCUCCAGCAGGGAGCAGUACAUGGGGGCGGGGCAGCAGACCACACCAAGGGAUGGGUGGCCGCUGGUCACCCCCGGGUCUGCCCGACUGAGCUUCAUUCUCUUUGACUGUUUUCUGAAACCACAAAGGGAUACUCAACUCCUGGUAAAAAGGUCAGACCUGACCCCAGAGAGGGUGCAGCAUGGAGUGGGGCUGCCCGCGGGCCUUCACUUGGAUCCCCACUCUCCAGCCUCACGGGGCGGGGGCUGCUCCCCUCCUCUCCCGGAGCCCAGUCGGAGGUCCCCCGAGGCGCCCAUCGGGAGGGCCCGAGCCCCUGGGCCCCGCCGGGUCCUUCCGGGGCUGAGACCCCGCGCCGCCGCCCCCACCGGCGGACGCGGGGACGGAUCUGCCGGGCCGCUCACCCUCGACCUCACAUCUCAUUCACCCGCCUGCUUCCGCCCGGCCUGUUUCUUUCGGGAACCCCCCACCCGCGAUGACGUCAAGAGGGGCACGAGCAUCCCGCCCGCGGCCACCUGGCGCCAAGCGCUUUCCAAGAAGGUCGCGGCCCACCGCGCACGCGCCGUGCCUAUGUCCCCGAAACCUCGGGCUUUACCGUCGGCGUCAUCACGCCCGCAUCACUACAGCUCCGGGAAGGGGGAAGGGGGCUCCCAGCGCCCGGACGCGCGGGCGGGCCGCGGGCGGAUCCCCGCCUUUCCGGCCGCCCCAUCCCGGACGCGACGCGCGGGACGACCGCGCCCCUCCCCCGACCUCUCCGGCCCCGCCACCCCUCCCCCCCGCCCCGCGGCCCCUCCCGCGGCCGAAGCCUGGCCGACGCUUCCGGCGCCGCCCCCUUCCCGGCACGGCCGCGCCUCGCUUCCCGCCCGCGGGCCGAGCCCUUCCCCGCCCCGCCGCUGCUCCUUCUCUGCGAGGGCGGAUACAGGGGCGGCGGCCAGCCCUCCCCUUCUCCGGGGGGUUAGGGGGACAAGGCAUCGACGGGUCGGGCCUGGAGGGGCGCGGGGAGGGGUCUGGGGGAGGGGUGCCCCUGUUCGCGCCCUCUUAGGCGCGGGGUCUCCCGAAGGGCUGAGCUGCCGAGAGGGUCCCCUGCCCCCUCGCGCCCAGGUCCGGAGCCGGGACACUGAAGCCCACGGGCCGCCCCUCUCUAAGAAGGUGGGCGCCCCGCACUGCACACGCCCCGUCAGGCCAGUGGUGUGGAGCCAGCCAGCCUGGCGUCUGGGAUGA
Eubalaena glacialis (North Atlantic right whale) is the source of this 3105-nucleotide messenger RNA. RefSeq names its product nascent polypeptide-associated complex subunit alpha, muscle-specific form-like. Lineage: Eukaryota; Metazoa; Chordata; Mammalia; Artiodactyla; Balaenidae. The transcript has 15 exons. The record is from RefSeq and is a predicted model, not a curated record. Bases 1 to 3105 code for a protein of 1034 amino acids.